AUGCUCGUACCAUCGACCCUUCUCCCCAUGGUCGUACCAUCGACCCUUCUCCAUGCUCGUACCAUCGACCCUUCUCCCCAUGCUCGUACCAUCGACCCUUUUCCAUGCUCGUACCAUCGACCCUUCUCCCCAUGCUCGUACCAUCGACCCUUCUCCCCAUGCUCGUACCAUCGACCCUUCUCCCCAUGGCCGUACCAUCGACCCUUCUCCCCAUGGCGGUACCAUCGACCCUUCUCCAUGCUCGUACCAUCGAGCCUUCUCCCCCAUGGUCGUACCAUCGACCCUACUCCCCCAUGCUCGUACCAUCGACCCUUCUCCAUGCUCGUACCAUCGACCCUUCUCCCCAUGGUGGUACCAUCGACCCUUCUCCCCAUGGUCGUACCAUUGACCCUUCUCCCCAUGGUCGUACCAUCGACCCUUCUCCAUGCUCGUACCAUCGACCCUUCUCCAUGCUCGUACCAUCGACCCUUCUCCCCAUGCUCGUACCAUCGACCCUUCUCCCCAUGCUCGUACCAUCGACCCUUCUCCCCAUGCUCGUACCAUCGACCCUUCUCCCCAUGGCCGUACCAUCGACCCUUCUCCCCAUGGCCGUACCAUCGACCCUUCUCCCCCAUGGUCGUACCAUCGAGCCUUCUCCCCCAUGGUCGUACCAUCGACCCUACUCCCCCAUGCUCGUACCAUCGACCCUUCUCCAUGCUCGUACCAUCGACCCUUCUCCCCAUGCUCGUACCAUCGACCCUUCUCCCCCAUGGUCGUACCAUCGACCCUUCUCCCCCAUGGUCGUACCAUCGACCCUACUCCCCAUGCUCGUACCAUCGACCCGUCUCCCCAUGCUCGUACCAUCGGCCCUUCUCCCCCAUGCUCGUACCAUCGACCCUUCUCCCCCAUGCUCGUACCAUCGACCCUUCUCCAUGCUCGUACCAUCGACCCUUCUCCCCAUGGUCGUACCAUCAACCCUUCUCCCCAUGGUCGUACCAUCGACCCUUCUCCCCAUGGUCGUACCAUCGACCCUUCUCCCCAUGGUCGUACCAUCGACCCUUCUCCCCAUGGUCGUACCAUCGACCCUUCUCCCCCAUGGUCGUACCAUCGACCCUUCUCCCCCAUGGUCGUACCAUCGACCCUACUCCCCAUGCUCGUACCAUCGACCCUUCUCCCCAUGCUCGUACCAUCGACCCUUCUCCCCAUGCUCGUACCAUCGACCCUUCUCCCCCAUGCUCGUACCAUCGACCCUUCUCCAUGCUCGUACCAUCGACCCUUCUCCCCAUGCUCGUACCAUCGACCCUUCUCCAUGCUCGUACCAUCGACCCUUCUCCCCAUGGUCGUACCAUCGACCCUUCUCCCCAUGGUCGUACCAUCGACCCUUCUCCCCAUGGUCGUACCAUCGACCCUUCUCCCCAUGCUCGACAGUCGCAGCCGAGCCGGGUAGAGCAGACCAUAACGAACUCCAUCCUUCCCCCGGAGCAGUGCUUUCACCUCGUUAAAGCUGAACGCCGUCUGUUCAACUCUGAAAUCUGGGAAGACGAGGAGCGGAUUUCCACUGAACUCCAGUCGGCCUUUCUCCCGACGCUGAAGGCUCCUUCUCUUGGUAACAAGCGGACGAUGAGUGGGCGUGGUCUUCCUCCAGCCGUGGGGGGUUGA
Messenger RNA from Knipowitschia caucasica, 1638 nucleotides. NCBI's taxonomy places the organism in Eukaryota, Metazoa, Chordata, Actinopteri, Gobiiformes, Gobiidae. The record is from the annotation of a GenBank genome assembly.